ACAAGGAAGAGCCUGGCAGCUGUAUAAAACUCCCUCUGAGCUCCAGUCUCCACAGAAGUUCACCAUCCCCAGCAAGCAGCAUGACCAGCCAGUCUCAGGGAAUCCAGCAGCUUUUGCAGGCAGAAAAACGUGCCAAGGACAAACUGGAGGAAGCCAAAAAAAGAAAGGGUAAAAGGCUGAAGCAGGCCAAGGAAGAAGCCACAGCUGAGAUAGACCACUACAGACUACAGAGGGAGAAGGAAUUUAGAAGCAAGGAAACAAGCGUAAUGGGGUCCCAAGGUAACCUCUCUGCCAAAAUAGAAGAGCAAACAACAGAAGCCAUCCGAAACCUCACAAGCAGCUACCACAGGAACAUGGAGGGCAUGAUGAAAAAGCUCUUGAGCACAAUAUUUGACAUCAGCCCUGAAAUUCACCCAAACUUCAGACCUGCAGUUUAAGAUUCACUGAUGUGCUGUGUUUGCAAAGCAAAGUAGCCUUCUUUUUUGAUAAGCAUAAAUACUUCCUCAUGUGUUGUUUCUGUAUGUGUGAGAAAAAAAGAGCACUGAAGCCAAAAGCACACAAUUUCACACAGGCUUUUGAUGUGACAGGAAUUAUACAGGGUUUUACAA
This is a messenger RNA of Serinus canaria (Common canary), 608 nucleotides long. RefSeq names its product ATPase H+ transporting V1 subunit G3 (gene ATP6V1G3). Gene Ontology annotation, biological process: proton transmembrane transport. Gene Ontology annotation, molecular function: proton-transporting ATPase activity, rotational mechanism. Gene Ontology annotation, cellular component: vacuolar proton-transporting V-type ATPase complex. The record is from RefSeq and is a predicted model, not a curated record. Lineage: Eukaryota; Metazoa; Chordata; Aves; Passeriformes; Fringillidae. Bases 81 to 437 code for a protein of 118 amino acids. The transcript is spliced from 3 exons.